AUGGACACCAGUGGUGGGAAAGGAGAGGAGAGGAGAGCAGAGGAGGAGGAGGAGGAGGAGGAGGAGGAGGAGGAGGAGGAGGAGAGAAAAGGCGGCAAAAAGUUGGCAUGGCUUUGCAGAAGAAGGAAACCACGCUGCAGCACGAUGCAACCACUAAAGCAGAUGCAGCCUAUGGGAGGUGGUUGUGGCCCCUGGAGCACUGCGAGCUUUGGAGGGUGA
Messenger RNA from Colletotrichum spaethianum, 219 nucleotides. RefSeq lists its product as uncharacterized. NCBI's taxonomy places the organism in Eukaryota, Fungi, Ascomycota, Sordariomycetes, Glomerellales, Glomerellaceae. The coding region runs from base 1 to 219 and encodes 72 amino acids. The record is from RefSeq and is a predicted model, not a curated record. The transcript has a single exon.